This is a messenger RNA of Adineta ricciae, 918 nucleotides long. The record is from the annotation of a GenBank genome assembly. NCBI's taxonomy places the organism in Eukaryota, Metazoa, Rotifera, Eurotatoria, Adinetida, Adinetidae.
AUGUUACAAAGCGAAGCGAAAGUCAUCGGACUUAUUCUAACUUCAAUAACAUUUGCUCUUACAAUCUUUGCAAUGAUUAUAUCAUCAGCAGUGUUAAUAGCCCUUAUUUAUCAAUGGUAUCAUAAUCGUAUAAAACAAGAUGACAAAAUAGCAAUAUAUCUUUGUAUCCACAUCUAUUUAUGUAUGCUGUUAGUGGCAGCAAUUACACUAUCAAUGAAUAUGCGAACAUUGUUGGGUGAUUUAACUGGACAAUCAUUUGAUUCAUUAUGGUGUAUAUUUUCGGGAUAUCUUGUUUUAAUUCAUAUUUCGGCAAUGUACAUGGCAUUUGUAAAUCAAGCUUUUUAUCGGUUAAUCCGAAUUGUUUAUCCUCGAUAUCGAUGCUUUCAAAGUUUGAAAUUCUAUACUGCUCUUUUUAUAACAGAAUAUUUAUGUGCAAAUGGUAUUCAAUGUGCUAUUAUAGCUUGGGAUGGAGUUAUAUAUUUAAUUGAUGAUCAUUUUUGUUAUGUUUCCUUUACAAAUUUACGAGCAGUGAUAUGGGCAGGAUCUUUUGUUUAUUUAUUGCCAUGUUUAUUUACAACGAUGGUUUAUUCACGAAUAACAAUAUUUCUUCGAAACCAAACAAAUACUCUAAUAUUAGCGAUUAGACAAAGACAAGGUCGAGAUUUUUCGAUUGUUCGACGGAUUCUAAUGAUGAUUAUUUUCUUAAUUGCUCUCGGUAUUCCAGCGAUGUUCUUCAUCCUAAGAUUUGUGAUAACAGGUAAUUAUUAUCCGCUGACAGCUCGUAUUAUCUGGUUGUCAGUUGCAACGUCAACAGCAGGAUUAAACGUUGCAUCAGUAUAUUGUAUUCCUCAAGUGAAAAGUACUAUAAGAAAAGUGUUUCAACAACAUCGGGUAAUUGUAGCUAAUGCUGCUAUUUAA